GGGAGAGCUUUGCAAAUAAAAGCAGAGGGGGAGGGGAAAGGGAAGGAAGGCAGGCGAGGCUUCGCUUCGCUUCGCAUGCAAAGCUCCACCCCCCGAUGGUGCAGCUGCCCGGGCCGAGGGCUUUUCAGGAAGCGGUACUUAAAACGGCUCCAGAGGAACAUGUGAGAAGCAGUCGCCGCUGGAAUCCGAAGGGCGAGGAGGAGGAGGAGGAGGAGAGGAGCUGCAAGGGGAAUGGGCGCCGCUGGGUCACAUGCGGGAAGGGGCCGAGCGAGCGCCGCUGCCCGAGCCUGAGGUGCGCCGCCGUCGGGGGCAGAGCGGGCUGAACGCGGGGAAGGAGAGACGCCGGGGCUCCUGCUCCUGCCGCCGCCUCCGUCUCCUUUUCUGCCGGCUUUCCCUUGCUCCGUCGACGCCGGAUCAGCAGCAGCCCUUUGGCUCGGGCUGGGCUGCUUCGCCUUGGGGUCGGUCGCCUUUGCUGCAGUCGGCCAGCGGAGAGGCGAAGCGAAGAACAGACUCCGGCGCCUGUGUGACUCGGAAGGAGACCCUCAAAGCGAUGGAAACCGAACUGGGACCUCCCUACGCAGUUCAGCCGGCCUGCUGCCAGGAGGUGCCAGGCUCCGCUCCUUCAGAGGCCUUUGCUAUGCCGGCAAGGAUCUCCGGAAAGAUCCCGCCGGUCAGGCCUUGUUUCAAAAAGAAGGACGUGCAGAAGCUGCUGGACACAGGGGCACUGAGGGCUCUGCGGCCCAUCAUCACCACCUUGCUGGGGUCUGGCGCCCUGGAUGCGUUCCUCCGGCGCAGAGGACAGAAGAGCAACCGUAGCAACUUGCAUGAAUCUGUCGUGAAGAAGGUCUUGGGGAUCGCGGCUCCCUGCACUCAGCCGGACAGCAGCAUGGCAGUGCUGGUGGCAGGGACUUCGGACGUUCAAGGACAAAUAUCAGGUGGGUCUCCUGACCAGGAGGCCCAGACUGGGGAGCAGAGUUUCCCCUCCGUUACCUCUUCUGCAAGUGAGCCAUUCCAGGACCACUCCUUGCAUGCUGCCUCCAGCGAUGCUGCUGCCUUUCUUUCCUGCCCUGACAAGAUACUUGAAGGUUAUCCUGUGGUGCUCCAGGACAACAACAACAGCUUCAUGGGUCAAUGCCACUUGAAUCCGGCGGACAAGUUUGGAGAUGGGCUUUUCCAGGACAAAAGCGAGGAGGCGUCCCUCGACCUUGUGUUUGAACUCUUGAACCAGCUGCAAUAUCACACCCACCAGAAGGACGGGGUGGACAUCUGCGUGGAUUUUCUGCAGGGGGUCUGCCUCCUCGGCAGCGAUUGCCCCAGGCACCACACGGUCUUGCCCUACCACUGGCAAGUCAGGAGGACAGCCACACAAGUGUGGCAGAGUGUGACCACUGACUCCCAGGAGCAAAUGGAAAGGCUCUACUGCAACCCGGACAACGACAAAGUCAAAAUGAGAUACCGGGGCCAUGAGUUUUUAGUCGACUUGAAUGGUUUGGCACUCUAUGACACGACUGAAUUUGACCAGCUGAGGAGGCUGUCCACGCCUGUGUGUACAAGUUCCAACUCCAACUACUACACCAUCUGGAAGUAUUUCUGCAGGGAUCAUUUUGGCUGGAGAGAAUAUUCAGAGCCUGUCGUGCGAUUGAUAGAAGAAGCCAACUACCGAGGGCUGGCAGAGGUCCGGUUUGUUACGUGGCACAACCGUUACGUCCUGAACAUUAAAGAUGGCUUCCAGCAGAAUUCGUGCAUUCGAAGAGAAAUCAAGAGGAGACCUUUCUUCCGCUCCUGUGUGAUCCUCAUGCCAUACUUGCAGACUCUUGGUGGCAGCCCCACAGUACCCGUGGGGCCGACAACCGACUCGCAAGUCUUAUCCCCGACUGCCGUUACCUCUCCAAACUUCUACCCUGAAACGUGGGUCAGCAUGGAUCCAGCUCAGGACUUCGUCCAAGUGCCUGUGUCAAAGGAAGACAAAAGCUACAGAACCAUUUACAAUCUCUUUCAUAAGACUGUGCCAGAGACCAAAUACAAAAUUUUGAAAAUACUGCGAGUUCAGAACCAGUUUUUGUGGGAGAAGUAUAAGAGGAAAAAGGAGUACAUGUGUAAAAAGAUGACAGGACUGGACCGGAUUAUGAACGAAAGACAUUUGUUCCACGGCACCUCGCAGGAUGUGGUCGACGGAAUCUGCAAGCAUAAUUUUGACCCCCGGGUCUGUGGGAAGCAUGCCACCAUGUUUGGGCAAGGCAGCUACUUUGCCCGCAAAGCCAGCUACUCGCACAACUUCUCCAAGCGCUCUCCCAAAGGGAUCCACUAUAUGUUCCUGGCUAAAGUCCUGACGGGGAGGUACACGGUCGGCAACCACACCAUGCGAAGACCUCCGCCCGUCAACCCCAACAGCAUCACCAGUGACCUCUACGACUCCUGCGUGGACAACUACUUCGAGCCUCAGAUCUUCGUCAUUUUCAACGACGACCAGAGCUAUCCCUAUUUCGUAAUCCAAUAUGAAGAAGUUAGUAAUGUCGUUGUGAUCUGAGAACAGAAUGGGGAGGGGGGGGAGUGUGUGGAAAAAAGAGAGAAUUGCUUCAUGUUGAUUUGUUGUUGUUGUAACAACCUUUUUUAAACCUGAUAUUUGUAGAAUUGGAUCCCUUUUGCUGCGGAAGGGGGAAAAGAAACAAUUGCGGAACUCUGAAUAAAGAUGCUAAGGGGCUAGGGAGGGCGGGGCAGAAAAAAAAGACAUUUUUAAAAUUCCUGAAAAAGACCAAUUGUGCACUUGCUAUAUUCUGUGCAAACUGUAAAUAUUUUUCCAUUGUUUAUAGUCGAGGGGAGAAAAGAAAAACCUGUGCCUUUUGUUAUAAACACUAUUUAUGUUAGUAAACUUAAUGUUUUAAAAAAAGAA
Podarcis raffonei (Aeolian wall lizard) is the source of this 2890-nucleotide messenger RNA. RefSeq names its product TCDD inducible poly(ADP-ribose) polymerase (gene TIPARP). The coding region runs from base 251 to 2527 and encodes 758 amino acids. The record is from RefSeq and is a predicted model, not a curated record. The transcript is spliced from 6 exons. Gene Ontology annotation, molecular function: metal ion binding; NAD+ poly-ADP-ribosyltransferase activity. Lineage: Eukaryota; Metazoa; Chordata; Lepidosauria; Squamata; Lacertidae.